This is a messenger RNA of Oryctolagus cuniculus (rabbit), 604 nucleotides long. The record is from RefSeq and is a predicted model, not a curated record. Lineage: Eukaryota; Metazoa; Chordata; Mammalia; Lagomorpha; Leporidae.
AGUGCGUCGGCUAUGGCCUCUUAACUUUAAGAAGGGAAACAUAGCAUCUAGUGCCCAGCGGAAAAGGAUGAGUCCUAAGCCUGAGCUUACUGAAGAGCAGAAACAAGAAAUCAGGGACGCUUUUGAUCUCUUUGAUGCUGAUGGAACUGGGACCAUAGAAGUUAAAGAAUGUAAGGUGGCAAUGAGUGCCCUGGGGUUUGAACCCAAGGAAGAAGAAAUCAAGAAAAUGAUAAGUGAAAUUGAUAAGGAAGGCACUGGAAAAAUGAACUUUAGUGACUUUUUGACUGUGAUGAUUUAGAAAAUGUCUGAGAAAGAUACCAAAGAAGAAAUUCUGAAAGCUGUCAAGCUCUUCGAUGAUGAUGAAAUUGGGAAGAUAUCGUUCAAAAAUCUGAAACGCGUGGCCAAGGAGUUGGGCGAGAACCAGACAGAUGAGGAGCUACAGGAAAUGACUGAUGAAGGUGAUCGAGAUGGAGAUGGAGAAGUCAAUGAGAAAGAAUUCCUGCGCAUCAUGAAAAAGACCAGCCUUUACUAAGAUCCAUGUCGUCUUUUCUACUGCAGGCACACCUAACUAGAUUUAGUGCCUGCCAUCGUGUAAAAUCUGGCU